CACAAACAAGGCAAGUUAAAUACCUUGGACUUCACAUAGAUCCACAUUUCAGAUGGAAACAGCAUAUCAAAUCAAUAAUAGACAAAAUACAGACAGCAAGGAGACGAAUGCACUGGUUAACAGGCCGAAAAUCCAGACAGAAGCGUCUUUCCGCACAACAGCGACAGAUAAAUAAAGAUAACGAAUUGUGGGAACGUAACAGAAUGUUAAUAUCUGGUGUCAUAAGUUCUUUAGAUCAUGAUGAUGAUCCUGAUGAUGAAGGAGAAACCGGAGUACAUCUCCUAGUCCAUAAUGUUGUUCCACCAUUUUUGGAUGGUCGAAUUGUAUUCACUAAACAGCCAGAGCCUGUUGUACCUGUACGUGAUCCUACUUCUGAUAUGGCACUUGUAGCGAGAAAAGGGUCGGCCUUGGUAAGAGCAUAUCGUGAACAAAAAGAACGGAAAAGGGCGCAGAAAAAACAUUGGGAACUAGCUGGAACUCAUAUUGGUAAUAUCAUGGGUGUACGUGAUAGACACAAAGAUGAUAAGGAAGAUCAAGAAACUGACUUCAAAGCUGGUCAAAAAUAUGCGCGUCAUAUACGAGAUGAAGUUACUGGAGAAGCUAAAUACAGGUCCAUUCAACACCAGAGGAGGAGUCUUCCAGUAUUUGCUGUACGACAAGAAUUACUAAAUGUAAUUAGAGAAAACAGCGUAGUAGUUAUUGUUGGAGAAACUGGCAGUGGAAAAACAACACAAUUGACUCAAUAUCUACAUGAAGACGGUUAUAGUCGCUAUGGCAUAAUUGGAUGUACACAACCAAGAAGAGUAGCAGCUAUGUCUGUGGCAAAAAGAGUUUCUGAUGAAAUGGCUACUGCUUUAGGAGACAAAGUUGGUUAUGCUAUUCGUUUUGAGGAUUGCACUUCAAAAGAUACUGUUAUUAAAUAUAUGACUGAUGGUAUCUUAUUAAGAGAAAGCUUAAGGGAAGGAGAUUUGGAUCGAUAUAGUGUAAUUAUCAUGGAUGAAGCUCAUGAAAGAUCUUUAUCUACUGAUGUCUUAUUUGGUUUGUUGAGAGAGGUUGUAGCCAGACGACAUGAUCUGAAAUUGAUCGUAACAUCCGCUACAAUGGACUCUAGCAAAUUUUCAGCAUUUUUUGGAAAUGCUGCAACAUUCCAAAUCCCAGGUCGCACAUUUCCAGUUGAAGUCUUACACGCUAAGAAUCCAGUAGAAGACUAUGUUGACGCUGCGGUGAAACAAGUAUUACAAAUUCAUUUACAACCUCGUUCAGGGGAUGUAUUGGUCUUUAUGCCCGGUCAGGAAGACAUUGAAGUUACUUGCGAGGCUUUGAAAGAACGUUUAGCAGAGAUCGAAUCUGCUCCUCCACUUUCCAUUUUACCUAUUUACUCGCAACUACCCUCGGAUUUACAAGCUAAAAUUUUUCAACGUUCAGAGGGAGGUUUACGAAAAUGCGUUGUAGCAACAAAUAUAGCUGAAACUUCAUUAACUGUCGACGGAAUUGUAUUCGUCGUGGACUCGGGCUAUUGCAAAUUGAAAGUUUAUAACCCACGAAUUGGUAUGGAUGCUUUACAAGUAUAUCCAGUGUCCAGAGCAAAUGCUGAUCAAAGAGCAGGAAGAGCAGGACGUACUGGUCCUGGUACCUGCUACAGGUUAUACACGCGAAGACAAUAUUUAGACGAACUACUAUUAACUGGAGUUCCAGAAAUACAACGAACCAAUCUGGCAAAUACUGUAUUGUUACUGAAGUCUUUAGGUGUUCAAGAUUUAUUAGGUUUUCAUUUUAUGGAUCCUCCACCACAAGAUAACAUAUUAAAUUCUCUGUAUCAGUUGUGGAUUUUAGGUGCAUUAGAUCAUACAGGACGUUUAACGCCUUUGGGACGACAAAUGGCAGAAUUCCCCUUAGACCCGCCACAAUGUCAGAUGCUUAUUGUUGCUUCUCAACUCGGUUGCACUGCAGAUAUACUUAUCAUAGUUUCUAUGCUGUCAGUGCCUUCGAUAUUCUACCGACCCAAAGGUCGCGAAGAAGAUUCCGAUUCAGCUCGAGAGAAGUUUCAAGUACCAGAGUCUGACCACCUAACAUAUCUAAAUGUUUACAAUCAAUGGAAGGCGAAUGGUUAUUCCAGUUCUUGGUGUAACGCUCACUUUAUUCACGCGAAAGCUAUGCGGAAAGUAAGAGAAGUUCGACAACAGCUGGAAGAAAUUCUCAAACAACAAAAGAUGGAAGUUGUAAGCUGUGGCACGGACUGGGACAUUGUACGGAAAUGUAUUUGUUCGGCAUACUUUCACCAAGCAGCUCGUUUGAAAGGUAUUGGCGAAUACGUGAAUUGUCGUACUGGAAUGCCAUGCCAUCUUCAUCCGACGUCAGCUUUGUUCGGUAUGGGGUUCACGCCAGACUACGUAGUGUAUCAUGAACUUGUGAUGACUGGCAAGGAGUACAUGCAAUGUGUGACUGCCGUUGAUGGCCACUGGCUAGCCGAAUUGGGUCCUAUGUUUUUUAGCGUAAAGGAAACUGGACGAAGUGGACGAGCAAAAAGACGACAAGCCAUGCAACAUUUACAUGAAAUGGAAGGGCAGAUGAAAGAAGCGGAAGAAGAAAUGAAAGCUAGGGCGCAAGAACAACUUGAACGUGAACAAGCUUCUAUCAGGAAGAAGGAAAUAUUGACGCCAGGUAUCAGAGAACCGGGUACACCUGCUCCUUAUCGUAAAACUCCAAGUAGAUUGGGAUUAUAAUUGUUCAGAUUUUCAAUGAAAUGUAUGAAUGAUUUCAAUAAAAUGUAAAUAUAAAAUUUGUUCCGUUGGGUUGGCAACUAAGUGAUUGCGGAUACCACCACCAUUA
Bombus pascuorum is the source of this 2829-nucleotide messenger RNA. Its product is annotated as pre-mRNA-splicing factor ATP-dependent RNA helicase PRP16-like. Gene Ontology annotation, biological process: mRNA splicing, via spliceosome. Gene Ontology annotation, molecular function: ATP binding; RNA binding. NCBI's taxonomy places the organism in Eukaryota, Metazoa, Arthropoda, Insecta, Hymenoptera, Apidae. The coding region runs from base 108 to 2723 and encodes 871 amino acids. The record is from RefSeq and is a predicted model, not a curated record. Gene Ontology annotation, cellular component: spliceosomal complex; intracellular anatomical structure. The transcript has 2 exons.